Messenger RNA from Oncorhynchus keta (chum salmon), 2216 nucleotides. Its product is annotated as inositol hexakisphosphate kinase 1-like. Gene Ontology annotation, molecular function: inositol hexakisphosphate kinase activity. The record is from RefSeq and is a predicted model, not a curated record. Gene Ontology annotation, biological process: inositol phosphate biosynthetic process; phosphatidylinositol phosphate biosynthetic process. The coding region runs from base 2 to 1282 and encodes 426 amino acids. Gene Ontology annotation, cellular component: cytoplasm; nucleus. NCBI's taxonomy places the organism in Eukaryota, Metazoa, Chordata, Actinopteri, Salmoniformes, Salmonidae. The transcript has 5 exons.
GAUGAAGGAGUUCACAGCAGAGUACAAAGGGAUGGUGUUGGUAUGUUUCGAGGGGGACAUAGACGGCUACAUCAACCUGGUGGCGUACCCGUACGUGGAGAGCGAGGGCCUGGACCACGAGGACCUACCGGAGAGGGACCAACCCCGGAGGAAACACUCCCGGCGCAGCCUCCUCCGCUCCACCUCCGAGAUCAAAGAGGAGAGGCUACCACACGAGAGUGACAGCACUGAGAAUCUCCAGGAGCUGAAGAGUCCUCGUCUAGAGCUCCAGAUCUACAGUGAUAUUCCCUUCCAGAUGCUGGAUAACAACAGCGAGCUGGGCUCAGAGAAGAUCAGCCACAACCCCUGGAGCCUCCGCUGUCACAGGCAGCAGCUCAGCCGCAUGAGAUCAGAGUCCAAGGACAGGAAGCUCUACAAGUUCCUGCUCCUGGAGAACGUGGUCCAUCACUUCAGCUACCCGUGCAUCCUGGACCUGAAGAUGGGUACGCGGCAGCACGGGGACGAUGCCUCGGAGGAGAAGGCAGCCAGGCAGAUGAAGAAGUGUGAACAGAGCACCUCCGCCACGCUGGGGGUGCGAGUCUGUGGAAUGCAGGUGUACCAGAUGGAUACGGGCCACUAUCUGUGCAGGAACAAGUACUACGGCCGCAGCCUGUCCAUUGAGGGAUUCCGCCACGCUCUCCACCAAUACCUGCACAACGGGGCGUCGCUCAGGAAGGACCUGUUUGAACCCAUGCUCUGUAAACUACGCAGCCUGAAGGCCGUUCUGGAGAAACAGACCACCUACCGCUUCUAUUCCUCCUCCCUGCUCAUCAUCUAUGAGGGGAAGGAACCUGAGCUGGCCCACGUCUGGCAGAAAGCACCACGGCUUGUACCACAGCCAGCCGCUGAGAUGCCCUCAGAGAAGGAGGAGGUGGUGCUGGUCAACCCAGGAGUAGGAACGGGUGUCCAGGGACCGGGUUUAGUAUUGGGUCUCCAAACGGUCCAGAGACCGAGCGAAGAACCCCUCCAGCUCCCCCAGGCUCUCCUACCACCACCACACUGCCCCCCCACCCCUCCACAGCCACAGCAGCCUCCCUCGGACCCUCACGGCCCCCCUCGUCUUCCACCCCGCCCCUCCAGCCCCAGCAUCAGUGUGGACGUCCGCAUGAUAGACUUUGCCCACAGCACCUUCAAAGGUUUCCGUGACGACCAGACGGUGCACGACGGGCCGGACCGAGGCUACGUGUUUGGAUUGGAGAGCCUCAUCAAGAUCCUGGAGGGCAUAAGGGAGGAGAACCUGUAGCGGUAGAACCUGGGACUGACACAUAGGAUGUGUCUCAAAUGGUAUCCCCCAUUCCCUUUAUAGUGCACCACUUUAGACCAGGUCCCACAGGUCUCUUUGACCAGGGCCCACAGGUCUCUUUGACCAGGGCCCACAGGGCUCUGACCAGGGCCCACAGGGCUCUUUGACCAGGGCCCACUUGUCUCUUUGACCAGGGGCCCACAGGGCUCUUUGACCAGGGGCCCACAGGGCUCUUUGACCAGGGGCCCACAGGGCUCUUUGACCAGGGCCCACAGGGCUCUUUGACCAGGGCCCACAGGGCUAUUUGACCAGGGCCCACUUGUCUCUUUGACCAGGGGCCCACAGGGCUCUUUGACCAGGGCCCACAGGGCUCGGGUCAAAAUAAGUGCACUAUGUAGGGAAUAGGGUGCCAUUUGGGACGUAUCGAUGGCCAUCUUUCAGGAGAAGAGAACCUGUAGCUGUAACCUGACACAUCUUCAUCCUGCGUCUUCAGAUCCCUCCACCCUCCUCAUCCUCCUCCUCUCCCUAAGUGCUACUACCCUGUCCUUCAUGAUUAUAUUUGGAGAAAGAAAGAAAAGCUCAAAAUUAAUAUGAAACGAGAAGAACCUGAGUGAUGGAGUGGAAGGCUACUGUCAUGACCGUAAAGGUUAAAGGUCAUGACCAUAGGCUGUAAAGGUCACUCUGACUGUUGUGCUCCUUCUAGGGUUGACUCAUGGGAAACGUACAGGGAGCAUCUACAGUCCUGUUAUAUCCUCUCUGCUAGGGUUGACUCAUGAGAAACGUACAGGGAGCAUCUACAGUCCUGUUAUAUCCUCUCUGCUAGGGUUGACUCAUGAGAAACGUACAGGGAGCAUCUACAGUCCUGUUAUAUCCUCUCUGCUAGGGUUGACUCAUGAGAAACGUACAGGGAGCAUCUACAGUCCUGUUAUAUCCU